AUGAACUCGCACGAGGCUGAAUUCAGUCCACCGCCAACACCGGGCCCAAGCUCGUUUGCUCCACGACCGAUGCAAUCGAGCAAGCCUUCCAGGGCACCCGCGAGGGCACUCUCUCUACGCAUCCCCGAGGAUGGCCAGGCGUUUGGCGGUCUGGCCCAACCUCCGCUGCCUUCGGCUUUUCCGCGUUCACCUGUUUUGCCCACAUCUGCGCCUCACAUCACAUUGCAGUCAGCCAACAACCAAGCCGGUCCGAGCACGCUUGCGCCACCACCACAGUCCCGGCUCUCUCGCAAACGGCCGUCGAGGCUCAAUUUGGCGCCACCUUCUCAGUUCGACGAGUCUGGCCAGUCUUCACGAUCCAUGCCCAACUCGCCCGUCACGCUCUCUCGCUCCCCCUCCAAAGCAGAACAGACCGAAACCACAGCGCCACCUGCCUCGGCAAUAUCGGAAGCGGUCAAGCACCUCUCCAGCACGCUUCGAGGUACGCCGCGCAGGCGUCCGAGCAUGCCCUUCAAACCCGCAACCGCGCAAGAGACCGCCUAUCCCGAGCCUCCCAGCGCCGCAAGCUCGCGCAGCAGGCCGCCCGAAGCUUUUCGCGACCCCUCUGAACACAUCCUUAGCGGCAAAGGCAGCACCCUCCAGCAUGCAAGGAGCGUCUAUUCGCACGGCCCUGUCGAGGUGCUGCCAGGCUUGUUCUUGGGAGACGAGCACAACGCGCGUGACAGCGACACGCUCUCUGCACUGGGUAUCACCACCAUCCUCAACGUUGCAAAGGAGACGGCGCUCGAUUUUCAGUCGGAACGCGGUUCUUCAUCGGUAUAUCCAAGUGCGGCUCACCCGACCUGGUCCAACAGUGCGAUGAGCCGUCAACGCGGUGCAUCCGGCGCUGGCCACCAAGAGCCGCCGACGCCGAGCACCUACUUCACCCCUCCAGCAAGCGCUUCACUGUCGAGGCCCAAGGGGCCCGGCGAAGCCUCUUCGCCGCGCGAUGCGAUCAGCGUCUCGGUGCUGCGCAACACAUCCUCGACGCCCAAUCUGCUCACACAUUUCGUCAACGGAGAAUUCACCGGCACUCCCGAAUCAGCGGCACUGCACGGCACCGAAGCAGACUCAACUUCCACCUCGGAUCUUCGCACGCUCACGGCACAAGAUGUGUUGCGCUAUCGUUCGCUGCGACGCACCAGCGAUUCGUCCUCCGACGACGCCUUUGGCACCGCCUCGUCACCUUCCUCCUCGCGCGCUGCAAGCACCUGCACUUCGGCUGCUACCGAGCUUACUCCGCCAGCGCUCAUGCAGUUGAAACACAACGAGGACGCCGAAAUCAACGAUAAUGCUUCGUCUACCUAUGCAUUCGACGACGACUCGCAGAGCUCUCCGUGCGCGUGGUUCACAAAGGUCGAACUCCCCUCGAACGCCACAGCCAUCACCGUGCCCGCCAGCAUCGAGCAUGGUCGAGCGCAUCAGAUGCGAUACGUCAAGCUGCCUUGGACCCACGACGAAACCGAUCUCGCAUCCACCCGCGGUGGUUUCGCCCAAGGUAUCGCGCUCAUCGCCGAAGCGCUCGGCAUCGAUGAUCGCUUCUGGUACGCCGCUAAGAUAGCAGACGACGGCGACGCUUGUGCUGCGCUGCAAGACGACUUGGUGAGCUUGCAGCACAUCCAGACGGAUCCGUUGCCGGGCAAGAUCCUCGUCCACUGCCAAUGCGGUGUUAGCCGAAGUGCCACGCUGGUCAUCGCCUUUGUCAUGCAAGCAGCGGCCAUGCGGUACGGCUUCGAAGCGGCUCGCAGCUUGCUUGGCAUGCACGACUGCUACAACAUGGUCAAGGAAAUGUCGUCGAGCAUCUCGCCCAACAUUUCGCUCAUCUACCAGCUGGUCGAGUGGGAACGUUACUUGUCCAGUUCCGCCGGCCGACUGCGCGAUGCGCUCGGCAUGGGCAACAUGAGCAACGCUGGCGAGGUCGAAGGGUGCACCAACGCAAACGGGCAGUCGAGCCUGGUCGCAGCAGGCUGGUCGACCGAGCCCAUGGAUGAGGCUAUGUGGAGCAAGAUGCGCCUGGAAGAAGAAGAAAAGGAGGCAGUCGAGGAAGAGAGACGGCGACAAGAGCGUCUCGACGAGGCUAUGAGACUCGCAGCGGACAGACGCGCGGCACAGGAUCGACUGGAGGGACGCGUCCCCGUCGAGGGUGCCUCCGAAGGAGGUGAGACUGGUUCGGGUUCGCUCAUGCAGCGUCGAAGGAAGAACCGCGCACCCGCUCUGCAACUUCAGACAAGCGCCACUCCUUCUGUCCUUGGCGCUCCUCCAGCUGUCGCGCCGAUGCCAAGCCCCGGACUCCAGCGCCGCCGCCCUCCGGCAUUGCAACUCACUUCUGCUACGCGGGCGGGCGCUGGCGACGUCGGACGGUCGGAGGUCGAGACACCGUUCCAUACGGCUAGGUUGGAAGUCUGGUCUGGGCAUGAGCCGGACGCAGAUGGCGAUGUAGCGAUGAACGAGCCCGAGCCGCCUCAGACGCCCCUGCGCUCGUCGACAGCCGAUUACGACACUGCCAGCACGCCCACUGCUCGAACGACAGCAGCAGCGUACGGUGUGGACUCGACUUUUUCAGCGCUUCGCACUCCCAAUGCUUCCAGCGCCUGGGCGCCGUCGCCCAAGACAGGCGUCCAUGCGCCCUCGAAGGAAGACCUACAAUCUUCGAUGCCCAGCGCUGCGCUGCUGCCGGCGGCGGCCGCAACGAGGCGUGCGAGCACGCACGGCAGCAUACCAACCACGCUAGUAUCGCCAUCGUCGCCGGCCAUGGCACCGUCGCUCUCGACGGGCUCCAGACCGAACCGAUUCAGCUUCGGAGGUGCGCCGCUCAGCGGCAGCCUGGCAGCACGACUCGGAGGCGACGCGGAGCGCUCCCGAAGCAGACCAGACUCAAUGCAGAGCACCAUGUCGUCGUCCUCGUCCUCCACGGCGCUGUUUGGCGUCACUGCCCUAUCACGCGAGGAACGAAAGAAGCAGCACCGUCGAACGUUUUCGUCCGACUGGCCGACGCUGCAGGCCAACCUGCUGUCUCAGCGACGAAAGAGCAAAGUCGACAGCCUGCUCGCUCCGCCAGGCAUGGAAGCGGAUGCAGCGACGACCAACGCUGAGCACAACGACGCCAUGGACGUGUAA
Molecule: messenger RNA, 3156 nt
Organism: Pseudozyma hubeiensis SY62
Lineage: Eukaryota; Fungi; Basidiomycota; Ustilaginomycetes; Ustilaginales; Ustilaginaceae
Exons: 1
Coding region: 1-3156 (1051 amino acids)
Biological process (GO): negative regulation of MAPK cascade; protein dephosphorylation
Cellular component (GO): cytoplasm
Molecular function (GO): MAP kinase tyrosine/serine/threonine phosphatase activity; protein tyrosine/threonine phosphatase activity
Source: RefSeq, a predicted model, not a curated record